AUGUAUACCAUUAUUUAUAUGAUUAUUUUUUUCAUUCUGGGAGAGCAUCUCACCAUAACAAAUGCUCAAACUUAUGACAAUAACACUGUUUCAUCAGAAUAUUCAGAAGGACAAGAUAUAUCUUUAAUGGAAAUUAUUCGUUCUGGAAAUUUUAAUUUUUGGGAAUAUUGGCAACAUAAUGUAGCAGAAGGCCUUAUUAUUAUAACUGCUAUCUGGAGUUAUUUUAUUACAUUAUGCUGUACUUGCGUAAAUCGAAGCCUUAAGUUAGGAAAACUGAUAUUCAGUUUAAGUAAUGCUAUACUUGGCUGUUCUACUACCAUUCUUUUGCUAUCACAUAUACACAAUAGUGAUAAAGUCUUUUUCGAUGUUUGUAUUAGUGCUAAUAUUAUAAUAUUUUUGGUUACAUUUGCUGUAGUAUAUUUGAUCUUAAAUGAUGAACGUGAAGUUUUAGCACUUAGUCUUAUUACAGCACCGGCAAUAGUAACAUUGGUUGGUGUGCAUCCUGAUAAGGAAAAAGAUAAAACAACACUUUCAUUUUUUUGGUAUUUGAUGGUGACUAGUGAUAAUAUCAAUAUAAUGAUGUGA
Dentiscutata erythropus is the source of this 585-nucleotide messenger RNA. Lineage: Eukaryota; Fungi; Glomeromycota; Glomeromycetes; Diversisporales; Gigasporaceae. The record is from the annotation of a GenBank genome assembly.